Molecule: messenger RNA, 2452 nt
Organism: Oncorhynchus masou masou (cherry salmon)
Lineage: Eukaryota; Metazoa; Chordata; Actinopteri; Salmoniformes; Salmonidae
Gene: kcnab2a
Product: potassium voltage-gated channel subfamily A regulatory beta subunit 2a
Exons: 14
Coding region: 791-1993 (400 amino acids)
Biological process (GO): transmembrane transport; regulation of potassium ion transmembrane transport; regulation of action potential
Cellular component (GO): membrane; voltage-gated potassium channel complex; cytoplasm
Molecular function (GO): potassium channel regulator activity; voltage-gated potassium channel activity; transmembrane transporter binding
Source: RefSeq, a predicted model, not a curated record
CCUCUUUGCCAUGCGCGAGGCAUACACAUGUAAAUUUAAUCCGGGAGGGAUGGGAGUCUGAAUGAGAGGUUGCCCUCUGAUUGACACACAGAUCUGCUGAGUAUUCACACAACCAGGACAGCUGUUGCUGGGAACUUAUUGUAAAGGAACAGAAUUUUACCUCCUGGAAUAGUUCAUAUCCUCCUGUCUCUGUCUCUUUGUGCUGAUGUCUCCAGUCUCAGAUCUUUGCAGCGCGAGGUGUUAUCUGUAGCACUGAGCUCCAGAUUAAAAGGAAAUUGCAGGACGACUAAAUCUGGCUGUCAGCCUCUGAUUCCUACAGAAAGCGUAAGUGAUACAGGCGGAUGAGUCGAGGAUAAGCCAGUCGGGACUGCAAAGGAAGAUUCAUUAAACUGCUUCACUCUUCAUGGGACGCUGUACUUUUUCUUUUGGAAGGCGCAUCUUCGUCUGUUUUUGUGUCUGUGCCCGGGACGGUGUUCAUGUGCCUGCAGUCUACAGCGGUCGGGUGUUGUUUUCUGAAGAAGACAGAGCACACAGGCUGAAGCAGUGUUGAAGCAGGACACCCUCUGUAGGAGACAACUCUCCUCGCUCCUCUCCUUUUCUCUGCAGACAUAGCUGCCCACCCUGACACUGACAGCUGGGGGUGUUGGUGUGCUCUGUGCACAGAUAGCUUGACCUGACCAAGAGACUGUCCAGACGUCUUGUCGAGGCAUCUUGUCGUACAGACUGACCCACCACAAGCUCUAACCAGAGCACCUUAAGCCAUUCCAGGUGGCUCCCAGUCCCAGCCAGGAUGCAGGUGUCGUUAGUGUGUACGGAUCACAAUCGUGGAGGGGUGAGCCGCAGUACAGAGGAACGGCUCAACCACCGCCAGAAUGCCAACAGCCCCAACACAGGCACCCGCAGCAAGUUCAGGGCUGUGGCCAUGGUGGCCCGUAGCCUUGGACAGGUCACUGUCCAGAGCCAGCCCACGUCCAGCGACCAGAGCAUACGCACCGGCAUGAAGUAUAGAAACCUUGGGAAGUCUGGCCUGAGGGUGUCCUGCCUUGGACUAGGAACAUGGGUGACGUUCGGAGGGCAGAUAACGGAUGAGAUGGCGGAGCAGCUGUUGUGUCUGGCCUACGAGAACGGCAUCAAUCUGUUUGACACAGCAGAGGUCUACGCCGCAGGGAAGGCUGAGGUUGUGCUGGGGAACGUCAUAAAGAAGAAAGGAUGGAGACGUUCCAGUCUGGUGAUCACAACAAAGAUCUUCUGGGGUGGAAAAGCAGAGACUGAAAGAGGGUUGUCCCGAAAACACAUUAUAGAAGGUUUAAAGGCCUCACUGGGGAGACUGCAGCUAGAGUAUGUGGACGUGGUGUUUGCAAACAGACCGGACCCCAACACUCCCAUGGAAGAGACGGUGCGGGCGAUGACCCACGUGAUCAACCAGGGCAUGGCCAUGUACUGGGGCACGUCCCGCUGGAGCCCCAUGGAGAUCAUGGAGGCGUACUCUGUGGCGCGGCAGUUCAACCAGAUCCCUCCCAUCUGUGAGCAGGCAGAGUAUCACAUGUUCCAGAGGGAGAAGGUGGAGGUGCAGCUGCCAGAGCUCUUCCAUAAGAUAGGUGUGGGGGCGAUGACAUGGUCACCGCUGGCCUGUGGGAUCAUUUCAGGGAAAUACGACAGUGGGGUACCACCUUACUCCCGCGCCUCUCUUAAGGGCUACCAGUGGUUGAAGGACAAGAUCUUGAGCGAAGAGGGCCGGCGUCAGCAGGCGAAGUUGAAAGAGCUGCAGGCAAUCGCAGAGCGGCUGGGCUGCACUCUGCCCCAGCUCGCCAUCGCGUGGUGCCUACGAAACGAAGGGGUGAGCUCCGUCUUAUUGGGGGCAUCCAGCACCGACCAGCUGAUGGAGAAUAUAGGAGCAAUACAGGUUCUUCCCAAACUAUCCUCCUCCAUUACGCACGAGGUAGAUAGCAUCCUGGGGAACAAGCCGUACAGUAAAAAGGACUACCGUUCCUAACGCUUCGCCACCGCGCCAGUCAGCCAGGACUGCUCCAGGACUGCUCCAGGGCUGCUCCAGGACUGCUCCAGGGCUGCUCCAGGACUGCUCCAGGACUGCAGCGCAGGUCCAUGCCCCACCUUUGCCUGAUCCUCUGUUUGCUUGAGCUUUACUGAAUGAGACCCCGGCGCAUGAGUCUGGCCCCACCUCGGCCACCCUGGGGAGCAUCAUUUAGACUUACAGGGAAAAGAAAAGGAUGAUAAAUAGAUACGUGACCUCCGCAAUGGAAGGAAGGAUAGGUAGAAAAAAUACAGGGAACAGGGGGUUAACUAGAUGAAUCUGUUAUACAUACAAUUCAGCCGAAGCUGCAGUUUAAAAACCGAAGAAAAUAUUAUUUCUAAAAAAUAAAAUAAAAAGCACACGCUUGCUUGGCAGACAGAUAUAAUUGUAUUUUUGGUGGAAUAAAAUCUAAAUACUGAA